Messenger RNA from Macrosteles quadrilineatus (aster leafhopper), 2478 nucleotides. RefSeq lists its product as uncharacterized. NCBI's taxonomy places the organism in Eukaryota, Metazoa, Arthropoda, Insecta, Hemiptera, Cicadellidae. The coding region runs from base 358 to 1200 and encodes 280 amino acids. The transcript has 4 exons. Gene Ontology annotation, biological process: arachidonate secretion; phospholipid metabolic process. The record is from RefSeq and is a predicted model, not a curated record.
GUCAGGUCCGGUGUGCGCCACUGUGUCGACCGACCGUGUUAACAUCAGUUACACGUGCGCUCUCUACUAGUGAUUAGAAACAUUUCAUUUAUUUUACAUUAAAAAAGUGUUAAGUAUAAAUGAUACAGGUCAUUUCGUUUAGUUAAUUUACAAUAUUUUUGUGACAAGUGCUCUCAAAAAGUGUGGGGAUUUUUGGCGUUUCAAGAGGUAAACGAGUUUUUCUUUGAAACCUAGAAGAAUCAACUCUACAUUUUGUAUUUGCAACGGAUAAUGCAUCUCUACAGGAUUUAACUAUACGCAGACAAUAUAACAGCACGUACAAAUUAGUAGGCAUUUCUAAAGUUUAAACCUACCACAAUGAUUUCUCCUCUUCGAGAAGACCUCCCGAACCCCUUGGAUGAGGACUCCACCCCCGUUGUAGCCCGGACCGGCGACCUACAGUGGUCUCUCCCCAUGGCCGCCCUGGGGCUCCUCCUUGUGAUGACCACCGUCCCCAUGGUGGCGGGUCAGAGAGGGGUGGGCAUCACAGGCAACACGUCGCCGUUCAAGGGAUACAGCGGGAUACGGGUGCAGCCGGACGCCAAGAGGAUGGCGUACUACCACGAACAGACCGUCGCUGUAGUGGAGGUUGGGCCGGCCAGGGAACUGUACAACUGUGAACUUAUAGAGGUCUACAAAUCUGGAGAACUGAAGAUGGCUCUUCGCAACUUAUCCUCGUUUGCAAAGCCGUAUCGCCUCACCUUUGAGGAGAUGGUGGAACUGAUGACUCUGUGUAAUCAGCUGUCUUCUCCCUACACUCCCUCGGACAGAAGUGGUGGUGGGGGGAGGGCAAUACCCAACAUCAACCCUGUCACCAUCCUCAGUGGGAUAUUACCAGGAACCAAAUGGUGUGGAGCUGGUGACCUGGCCAAGAACUACUUUGACCUCGGAGCUGAAGCCAACUUGGACAAGUGUUGCCGAGCUCAUGACCUGUGUCCCGUCAAAGUACGAGCCUACACAAGCCGAUACAACCUGACCAACAAAUCUCUAUACACUAAAUCACACUGCACCUGUGACGCACUGCUACAACAAUGUCUCAAGUCUUCACACAACCCUCUGGCAGACAUCAUGGGUAACAUCUACUUCAACCUGCUAAAAGUCCCGUGUGUGCGGCAGAGCAAAGAACGCAGUGUGUUUCAACCAGCCGAGAGAUACUCAUGAAUCUUCCUGUGUCAAGAUAUACUGUGUAGGGGGGGGGGGGUUAGUUUACACCCUUCACUAUCUAGGGAAACAUCACAACUGGGCAGUGCCGGAUUUACCACUAGGCCGGCCUAGGGCCGCAACAUUUUAUCAAAAUUAUUUUUUUAAACAAAGAUUGAAUUUUAAGUUUUUAAAAAUUAACAAUUUUCUGUUAUUGCCUACGAUGAUGAUCUCCAUGAGAUUGUGGCAAAUGUUCUUGUUACCACCACGGCCGCAGGUGGCAAUGGUGACGUCACUACAGUCACAGGGUAGUUUCAUCUGAUUGGCGUGGACUGCUCGGGUUAAUUUGACCCAGGGUCGCAAGUAGGCCUACUCAACUGGAGGAAAGUCCCUGAGAAAAGUCUCUGAGAAGCGAAGGGAGUCAAAAAAUUAGGCUCAGGCAUAAUGCCGGGAAAUGGAGGAAAGACCGGUUAAUCAUGCUUUAGUAAGAUAUUAAAUUAGUAUUUAUAAUUUAAAUAAUAUAUAAUCAGAAUAGUAAUAGUAUCAGAGACAAUUUUACUUGUUUAAAAAUAAAAUUAAAUAUUGUAGAGCAAAUGUUAUAAAAACUAAAAACAUACUUUUUUUUAUGAAGUGCUGAUAAUAUAUUGCAAAAUCUAAUUUGUGAAAUGUUUACUCUAUCCGAUUUUAUUUGUAUGGAACAUACAUUGAUGUUUCAUUCGAAAGUUAUAUUAUCUUCUCAAUAAACCAAUUAUUAGAAAGAACCCCAAUAAUUGUCAAACUAAUUAAACAAACAUUAAUAUAAUAGUAAGCUUGUUAAUGUAGCCUUUUACUGUGAGAGAUAAUAUUUAACUUUCAUAGAAUAACUUUUAAAAAAAUUAGUCCAUUACCAUAAACUUGCAAUGUUUGUGUUAUUAAGGAUAGAUUUUUUACAUUAAGAUUUACAGUACUACUUUCCUUUACUGAAAUGUUUAUUAUUUUCAAUAUUGACUUCAAUAAUCAACUGAACUUAAAAGUAUUUUGAUAAAUUACUCAGCAACAAUGUUUAGCUAAAAUAAAGAUGAAUAAAUUUUUGGGAAAAUUUGUAAUAGAUAAAUGUACAUAGUAAUUUAGACUAAGUUUUCAUAUUUUUUGUAAAUUAAAAUGUAUUAUGAAUGAUAAAUAUUUUUUUAUAAUAUGGUUUAUUUAUUUGAAGGCCCAUUAGAUUAUGUUUGGUGAGACAUACAAUUUUAAUUUCCAUACGUUAGACUAUUUGGUUUUUUUUCUCAGAUACAUAUAUAGUACCUGGUGACCGAGCUUUGC